Molecule: messenger RNA, 2300 nt
Organism: Alligator mississippiensis (American alligator)
Lineage: Eukaryota; Metazoa; Chordata; Crocodylia; Alligatoridae
Gene: RASGRP4
Product: RAS guanyl releasing protein 4
Exons: 17
Coding region: 185-2248 (687 amino acids)
Biological process (GO): positive regulation of GTPase activity; Ras protein signal transduction
Cellular component (GO): plasma membrane
Molecular function (GO): guanyl-nucleotide exchange factor activity
Source: RefSeq, a predicted model, not a curated record
UGGGAGCCCGGGUGCUCCCGGGGCCGGGCACCCCCGCGGCCCCCGCCCCGGCGCGGCCCUGACAUCACAGUUCCUCCUUGCUGGGCCCCGGCGCCGCCCGUUGCGUGGGGCCGCCGUGCCACAGCUGGGCCCGGGGCCGGGGGGGCCCGCCGGGGGUGCUAGAGACCCCCCCCAGCCCCGCACCAUGAACAGGAAGGAGAGCAAAAGGAAGCCCUCGGUAGAAUGCGCCGGCCUCGUGUCCAGCCCCGGCCCCGGGAGGGUCCGGCAGCGCCCGUGCCGGCGCCGCAUGACCUGCCCGACGCCGCGGGAGAUCCACACGGCCGUGGCCAGCCUGGCCCUGGGCGAGCUCGGCCCCGCCUGCAGCCUCGCCCAGCUGCUGGACAAGUGUCUCGACGCCUUCGACCUGGACGGGACGCUGUGCCACAACGAGUACCUGGUGAACAUGACGCUCACGGUGCACGACUGGGUGGUGCCCUCGGCCGACCUCGCCCGCUGCCUCCUGGCCUUCUACCGGGAGACAUCGGGGGAGCGUCAGGAACAGCGGCGCUUGCAAAUCUGCCACCUGCUGCGGUACUGGAUGGCGCAGCAGCCCGAGGCCUUCUGCCUGGAGCCGCAGCUGGAGCAGGCGGUGGAGGAGCUGCGCCAGGCCGCGGUGCAGGAGGGGCGCCGGGGCCAUGCCCAGCUGCUGGACGAGGCCCCCAGGCCGACGGCGGGAGGGGGCCGCGGGCCGGGGGCCCGGGGCAGCCCGGCGCCCGGGCCCAAACGGAAGGUGUCGCUGCUCUUCGACCACCUGGACGCGGCGGAGCUGGCCGAGCACCUUGCGUACCUCGACUUCCGCGCCUUCGCCCGCAUCUCACCCCGGGACUGCCGGUGCUACGUGCUGCAGGGGUCGGUGCGGGGGGCCCCGGCGCUGGAGCGUGCGGUCGCCCUGUGCAACAGCGUGUCGCAGUGGGUGCAGGUGAUGGUGCUGAGCCGGCCCACGGCCCCCCAGCGUGCGCGCGUGCUCGCCCAGUUCAUCCAUGUUGCACAGAGCCUGCGGCAGCUGCAGAGCUUCAACACGCUCAUGGCGGUGGUGGGAGGCCUGUGCCACAGCGCCAUCGCCCGCCUCAAGGACACGCACGCCCUGCUGCCCCCCGAUGGUGCCAAGGCACUGGCAGAGCUGACGGAGCUGGUGUCGUCGGGCUGCAACUUCGGGCCGUACCGCCGGGCGUACGGCGCAUGCCACGGGUUCCGCCUGCCCAUCGUGGGCAUCCUGCUCAAGGACCUGGUGGCGCUGCACGAGGCGCUGCCCGGGCGCCUGCCCGACGGGCGCCUGCCCCUGGCCAAGCUGCACGGGCUCUACCAGCAGGCGCUGGAGCUGCGGGCUCUGCAGCAGGCCGUGCCGCCCUUCGAGGCUAACAAGGACCUCGUGCACCUGCUCACGCUCUCCCUGGACCUGGUGUACACGGAGGAUGAGCUCUAUGAGCUGUCGUAUGUACGGGAGCCGCGGUGCCCCAAGACCCAGCCGCCCACGCCCCUUAAGCUGCCUGUGGUCGGGGAUUGGCUCCCAGAUGUGGCCCUGAAGCCUGACCCCAGUACCAUCACUAAACAUGUGCAGCAGAUGGUGGAGUCUGUCUUCAAGCACUUCGACCCCGAGCAGCACGGUGCCAUCGCACCCCUCGACUUCGAGCGCAUCGUGGGCAGCUUCCCCCUCACCCCCCGGCCCCACUCCCGCCACGGCGAGGGCCCCUACAGCCGCAAGGAGAUCACCGACUUCUUCCUGCGGGUGUUCGCCGCCCCGGCGCCGCAGCACCACUUCCACACGGCCGCCUUCAAGAAGCCGACGCUCUGCCACUGCUGCAGCGGCCUCCUCUGGGGCGUCUCCAAGCAGGGCUACCGCUGCCAAGACUGCGGCAUGAGCUGCCACAAGCAGUGCAAGGAGCUGGUGGAUGUCGAGUGCAAGCGGCGCCCGUCCCUGGGGGCCAUGGCUGCCCCCCUGCUGCCCCUCAGCUCAGGCUCUGAUGAAGACCUCAGCCCCAUGGCGCGGGACGUGGCCACGCAGACAGAGCCCCCCCACUACGAGCUGUGGGCACGGCUGCAGACACUGGAGCAGGAGCGGGACCAGCUGCUGGCCAUGGUGGAGCGGCUCCAGGACCAAGUGGCCCGGCUGGAGGCCGGGGUGGGGGGCGCCCCCGCACCCCCCCUGGCGCAGCUGCUGGAAGGCGUGGAUGCCCUGCACCUGCCCCCCAGUCCCGACCCUGACCCCUAGGAGCACGGACAGACGGACGGGGAGGGGGGGAAUAAAGGGAAUGUCUUCCCUC